Messenger RNA from Aspergillus versicolor CBS 583.65, 831 nucleotides. RefSeq lists its product as uncharacterized. Bases 1 to 831 code for a protein of 276 amino acids. NCBI's taxonomy places the organism in Eukaryota, Fungi, Ascomycota, Eurotiomycetes, Eurotiales, Aspergillaceae. The transcript is spliced from 2 exons. The record is from RefSeq and is a predicted model, not a curated record.
AUGCGACGCCUUUUCCUUGCCGUCCUCGGUGCCAGUCACCUGCUGGCGGCCUCCGCUGAUGAUGUUACAUGCUAUAAACUCGACGGAACGAGCCGCACCGUUGAUGGAACCAAAGUGUGCAACAGCCUCGACGGCGCGGUGAGCAUGUGCUGCGCAUCAAGCGACACAUGCCUCAAUAACGGCCUCUGCAAGACCGCAGGGGACUCCGUAAGCUACUGGCGAGAUAUGUGUUCCAUAUCUUCGUGGCCCGAGGUGGGCUGCUUAAAGAUUUGUACGAGCGAUGCGGUCGUUGACGAAUCCGGUAACGCUUUGAUGACGCCCUGUGAUGGCACGGACUACUCGGAGACCUGGUGUUGCGGCCCAACGACAGACUGCUGUGGAAACAGCGACGAGAUUACCCUUCCUGCCGACAUCUACGCGUCUUCAUCAACGCCAACUCCAACACCAACGAGCGAGACAUCAACGAGCGAAUCGCGCACGUCCACAUCAGCCACUACGAGCUCUGACUCAACCGCGACACCGUCGUCAGAGCAAUCGCCAGCAUCGUCAGAAUCGUCAGGCUUGUCGAGCGGAUCGAAGGCAGGUAUAGGUGUAGGUGUUGCGGCAGGUGUGAUAAUCGGGCUUGGGUUCUUUGCAUUCUUCCUGAUCCAACGGCGACGGAAGAGGGCAGCGAUUGCACCAGGGGCCACGUUCGACGGUUCAGCACGGCGCGGCGCGGCCCCAGGAGCUCCUCAGGAGCUUGAACAGAGUGCGGUGUAUGAGACGCCCGCAGAUAAACAAAACACAAGGUAUGAACUGCCGACGCAACAAUCUACCGUGGCAGAUAGAUAG